AAUUUUAUAUUUAUGUAUUUAGACACAAAUAAAUAAACAAAAUAACUAUCUAAUAAUGCUCAGCAAAGAAUAAAUUAAAAAAAAAAAAAGAUUUGAAAGAAAGAGAUUUUGGAAAGAAAAGAUUAAGAAAAAACAGCUUGGAAGAGGCGCAAAGAGAAGACCUCACAAUUUGAAAGUUUCGAGAAAGACAACAGCCGCCAACGGCCAUUCUUCAUAUGAGUUUGAAAGGCAAAAGGAAACAAGUGAACGCAACUAAACCUUAAACGAAUUUAAUGAAAAUUUUUUGAAAUAAAAAAAUUCGUUGAUUAACUCGAAGAGCGCAGAAAGCAUCUAAUCCCGCAUUAGCGUGCAAUCUCCACGACAGGCAACCUAAAAGACUCUUGCGUUCGACUAAAUUUAUAUUAAAGCGCGCUGACGCUCACUGAACACACGAUUAACGCAGCUAUAACAAGCCGCAAAGAAAAAAAAAAAGCUGUUAUUACCAACGUGCAGCCGAAAAAAACACAAAUUGCAAGACCAGAAAGUGUCAGCAACACCGCUUAGAUUACAAAUCUGCCGUGUGCAUUUUACUUAUUUUACUCAAACAACGCAGUGCCUUGAGGCGUACCACAGCAAUUUAGCUAAUACUAAGCGCUUGCCUCUGCCCCUGCUGCCCACCUAGCGUAGACAACGUGUGAUUCAUACGCCGACACGUCAUCCGCGCGCCGCAAAGUACGUCGACUGCAUGCGUUCGCCGUCUACAAAUUAUUAUUAUUGUGUUUAAAUCACCAACACCGGCGACAGCCAAAUCGUACAAAAGCUGUGGGUCUGUUACCAACGCUGCCAGCACACCGAUCGAGGCGUCUUUGCAAAACCCACACGUUUCCUUGGUGCGACGUACGCGCAGCAGCAAGCGACAGUCAGUAAGCAGUAGCUAGCCGAAACGUUUAAAGCGCAGCUCAGCCACAAGCUUCAGUUGGGCUUGCCUUCCGCACACGCGCACACAGCUAACGUGAGACGCGAGGCGCGAGCGCGUCUAAUAAGUCAAAAAGAAAAAUAAAAUAAAACUGAAAACAAGUAUUAAAUUGACAACAGCAACAAACAAUAAUAAUAAAUUAGCAACGCUACAUUGUUUUGUUUCAUCGUCUCCGUCGUCGCAGUCGUGUCUCUUUUUUACUUAUUUUAAAUUAUCGUUUGGGUUGUCGAAGCAAUUCAUAUUUGGCGAUGGCGUCACAAGGUGUCACAGCAGCCAAUUCAAGGCUGGCUCAGAUGCAGAUGCGUUUCCAACAGAAACAACAACAAGAGCGUGAACAAAGACGUAUAGAAAUGACCGAUGAGAGCGGCAACAAUGUGGAUGAAGUGGCGGAAACCAAACGGAUAACAAAUGGCAAGGUACGUCAAAUGUUCGAUGAUCGUCGUCGUGGUGCGGGCAUCGAUCGUGCCAACCCCCUUAAACCCAUCGCCGCAACAUCCAAGGUUACGACGUCUGUUGUACGUCAAGCUGGUGGCGCCGUACAUAACACAUUGCAUACGAGGAAUGGCAAUACGACGACAGUUCGUACGCGUGUUUCACCCAAUGUAUCUGGUAACACCACGCAGUCGCGUAAUCCAACGAAACGCAUGCAAAAUGGUAAUACUGAGGCGUUAACCAAAGAGAUGUCAUCGCUUAGUUUGGGCCUACAAUCGCCGGUUGAACGCAAUAAUAACGACGUGUUGGGACGUGUGAAAUCGUCGAAUAGCCUUAAACUCAAUCCGGUUGUGACCAAGAAGUCACCCUCGCCGGCACCACCAGUCGCCAAAGGUAUAACUAAUACCACACCUGCAGCACCAAGCACACGCGUGACGCCAGUGUCGAGACCGAGCUCGAACAGCAAAACCCCGAAACAGCGUACUGCUGUAAUUUCACUGAAGACACCGCCUAGACGAACUUCGGGUAGCAUGACUUCUAAUACUCAGCAUCGCAUGCCGUCCACGGCUGAUAUGGAUACAGGCAAUAUGAGUCUAUGUCGUUAUUGUAACCGUCACUUUAAUGCGGAACGUCUUGCCAAGCACGAAAAGAUCUGCGAAAAGAUGGCUCAUACUAAGCGUAAGAUUUUCGAUGCAGCCCGACAUCGUUUGCGCGGCACUGACGCGGAAAAAUAUGUCAAGAAGGCUCAAACACGCAGCAGCGGCAAAUCAGGUUACUCCAGCGCUGCCGCAGCUAGUGGCAUGUCAGCUGGUUUGAAAAAGAACAAUUGGCGUAAGAAACACGAAGAAUUCAUACAAGCCAUCCGCGCCGCUAAGCAAGUACAAGCGCAUUUGGCACGCGGCGGCAAGUUGAGUGAUCUACCACCCCCGCCACCCUCAGAGAAUCCCGACUACAUACAGUGUCCGCAUUGUUCGCGUCGCUUUAAUGAAUCGGCAGCUGAGCGGCAUAUUCCUCGUUGCGCUACUAUGCUGCACAACAAGCCGAAACCGGCACAAGGAACGCAACGAAGAAGAUAGACGGCUCUUCAAACGAAAAUCAGCUUUUAUACAAUGACAUGCACACGCAUACCUAAAAAAACACUUAAUCUCAUAGUAACUAACGAAUGCAGACAACAGUAACGUGGAUACGCGAUUCGCCUCAUGGGUGCUACCGACCGGAGUCCAAUAUUUUCUGCGUGGACCGCCAAGAGUAUAGAUGGACGAGUUAAUGUUAACGUAAACAGCGGUAUACAUACACACCCUGUACAUGUGAUAAAUUAUUAUUGUAAACUUGACUUUUGGAAGAUUAUUAAAACAUAAACUAAAUCGAAA
Molecule: messenger RNA, 2757 nt
Organism: Ceratitis capitata (Mediterranean fruit fly)
Lineage: Eukaryota; Metazoa; Arthropoda; Insecta; Diptera; Tephritidae
Product: Zinc finger C2HC domain-containing protein 1C
Exons: 6
Coding region: 1204-2463 (419 amino acids)
Source: RefSeq, a predicted model, not a curated record